UGUCCCGGUACUGGGAAGGGGGCAAGAUGGGCAGCGAGACCUCAAGCGCACCCCCGAGCCACCCCGCUCCACGGGCUCCGAUGCAGGCUGGCUGAGAAGGAACGAAGUCUCGAGAAAGGAAACGGCUGCCGCGGAGGAGGAGGAAGAAAAAAAGGGAAGAAGAAGCGGCGAGUCUCGGCUCCGGGCUCCCCAGUCAGCUCCGCAGCCUCGACGGCCGCCUGCCGCCGCUCAUUGGCAUCCGCGAGCGGGCCCAGGUGGCUGCGAACUGCGGCGUCGGGCUGAUUUGGGAUAAACAGGAUGCAUUGAUAAAUACAAUCCAAUUGUGUAACACAGAAACCCAGAGUGUACUCAUGAAGCAUCCUGCUACAUACUGGAGUCUGUUUCAGAAGUUUUAGAAACAGAACUCCUGGAAAUGCAUUGAUAAGAUGGCUGAACAAAGGCAGCGAGCUUUAUCUACAUCAGGAGAAGCACUGUAUGAAAUCCUGGGUCUUACGAAAGGGGCAGCCCGUGAUGAAAUUAAGAAAUGUUACAGGAAGCUGGCACUGAAAUAUCAUCCUGACAAGAACCCUGAUAACCCAGAAGCAGCAGAGAAGUUUAAAGAAAUCAAUAACGCUCAUGCAAUACUAACUGAUGUAUCCAAAAGAAACAUAUAUGAUCAGUAUGGAUCCUUAGGGCUGUACAUAGCCGAACAAUUUGGCGAAGAAAAUGUCAAUACAUAUUUCAUGCUUUCUAGCUGGUGGGCAAAGGGCCUGUUUGCUCUUUGUGGCCUUUUAACAGGCUGUUACUUCUGCUUCUGCCUUUGCUGCUGUUUCAACUGUUGUUGUGGCAAGUGUAAGCCCAAGCCACCGGAGGAGGAACCGGAAUUCUGCAUGUCUCCUGAAGACCUGGAAGAACAAAUUAAGACUGACAUGGAAAGAGAUGGGGAAACUCCAAUUCUACUUCAGCAAGUGACAAAUGCAAGUGAGAAAACUCAGCUUAUUGGAGACAGUCAUCGCAGCUACCAUACAGAUUCAUAAGAAAGAAGUCAUUGAAGUCUGGUUGGAUGUUACUGAAAAAAUUCUGAAUGGUAAACUUGCACAUAUGACACUAGAACUCUAACCUCAUCCUAUACUGAACCUCAUCCUAUACUGAACUCAGUGGUUGAUUACACACAAAGUGUCUGCUGCAUGGUGGAGGUGAGUGUCCGCUGAGGCAAGAUUUCUUGUACAGACAUGUUUC
Messenger RNA from Sphaerodactylus townsendi, 1218 nucleotides. RefSeq names its product DnaJ heat shock protein family (Hsp40) member C5 beta (gene DNAJC5B). The transcript is spliced from 6 exons. Bases 426 to 1016 code for a protein of 196 amino acids. NCBI's taxonomy places the organism in Eukaryota, Metazoa, Chordata, Lepidosauria, Squamata, Sphaerodactylidae. The record is from RefSeq and is a predicted model, not a curated record.